UAACAAACCCCCUACCUAGUUAUCUAGUUCACGCCCAGUGAUAGUGGAGUGAUUUUUUGGUUAAUUUUUUUUUUGUGUUGUAAUUCGGGAUAUUUCCAAGAAAAGAUGGCGCGAGUGUGCGUGAUCGGCGCUGGCGCAGCGGGUCUGUGCGCCGCGAGGCACCUGCUGGCCGAGCCCAGCUUGGGGCGCGUGGACAUUCUCGAGCAGACCGCGCAGCUGGGCGGCACCUGGGUCUACACCGAGACCACGGGCUACGACGACUUCGGCCUGCCGAUACACACCAGCUUGUAUAAAAGUCUGAGAACUAAUCUGCCAAAGGAGGCGAUGGGAUUCCCCGACUUCCCUGUGCCUGAGAGUGAGAAGUCCUACCUCCCUGCCAAGGAGAUGUUGGCUUUCCUACAGUUAUAUGCCGACAAACACGGCGUCACUUCUCACAUCAAGUUCAACCACCAUGUCCAGCUUGUCAAACCCAAGGCGGGAGGCCCUAGGGGGGAGCUGUGGGACGUCACGUACAAGAGCCUGGUCACCGGGGUGUCGGAGACGAGGGAGUACGACUACGUGUUCGUGUGCAACGGACAUUAUAACACGCCCUUCAUACCUAACAUACCGGGCCUCAAGGACUUUCAAGGUGACGUGAUGCACAGUCACGACUAUAGAGUCCCAGAGACCUUCGCCGGCAAGAGAGUUCUGGUUGUAGGAGCCGGUCCAUCAGGCUUGGACAUCGCUCUAGAGAUCACAACAGUCACCCCGAAGGUCAUACUCAGCCACCACCUCAAGGAGCAGCUGAAGACGGCGUUCCCAGACAACUUAGUGCAGAAACCCGAUGUGAUAAAGCUAGAGGGAAAAACCGCGUACUUCCAAGACGGGAGCGAGGAGGAAGUUGAUGUCUUCUUCUUAUGUACCGGUUACCUGUACAAUUUCCCGUUCCUGCACCAGUCUUGCGGCAUCGUGGUGGAGGACAACUGCGUGGAGCCUCUCUACAAACAUCUGGUGAACAUACACCACCCCACCAUGUGCUUCAUCGGGGUACCUUACUAUGUGUGCGCCUUCUCCAUGUUCGACUUACAGGUGCGGUACUACGUGCGGUCAAUGAGCGGCGCGUUCAGUUUACCAACUCCCGCGCAGAUGCAGCAACACUGGGAGCAGGAGAAGGAAGAGCGAGCCGCGCGCGGGUACACGCGCCGCCAGACACACAUGAUGGGACCCGACCAGGAAAAAUAUUACGCAUCGCUGGCGGCUGAAGCCGGGACCAAGACCUUGCCUUCCGUCCUCACCAAGAUCAGAGAAGAAAGCGGCAUUAGGUAUCUCAACAACAUCACGAGCUACCGCCAAGACAUCUACAAGAUCAUAGACGAUGACAGAUACGAAAUAAUAAGUAAUGGGAAGCGGGAAGUUCUUUGUUGACCUUAAAAG
Molecule: messenger RNA, 1413 nt
Organism: Chilo suppressalis (striped riceborer)
Lineage: Eukaryota; Metazoa; Arthropoda; Insecta; Lepidoptera; Crambidae
Source: the annotation of a GenBank genome assembly